CUGAUUUACUAAGAGAACCGAAGCUCCUGCCUUGUCUACACUCCUUCUGUAUGACGUGUUUGCCCUCGCCCUCAAGAAAUCUGGCCAUGCCCGACCCAACGGCGAACUCCCUGUUUGACAGAGCAACGAAACCACUCAACGUAAUUCGAUGUCCAGUAUGCAGGCAGGAGUGUAUGGAGGUGGACGUCAUGGAGAACUUCUUUGUCAAGGACUCUUGGGAGAUUCCUAGCUCUGUUCAGAGGACUGUCCAGAUCUGCAUGAGCUGUGAAGACAACACGGAGGCCUCAGCGUUCUGUGUGGACUGUGUGGAGUUCCUGUGUUACACCUGUGUGGAGGCGCACCAGAGAGUCAAGUUCACCAAGGACCACACCAUCCGGCAGAAGGAGGAAGUGGCUGAAGAAGCCCGUGGCGUGUCCAAUCAGAGGCCAGCUUUCUGCGACAUCCACAAACAGGAGCCCCUGAAGUUGUUCUGUGAGACGUGCGACCUGCUGACCUGUCGGGACUGUCAGCUGCUCAAGCACAAGGACCACAAUUAUCAGUUUCUCGAAGACGCCUACAAGAAUCUCAAACGACACAUGGAGACCGUGACAAACCAGCUCCAGGAGAAGAAGAAGGUUGUGGAUGAGAUGUCCAGCUCAAUAGACAAGGGACUCUCUCAAGUGGAUGAAAACCGCACGCUGGUUCACAAUGAAAUCAAGAAGGCCAUCUGCAGUUUGAUAUUAGAAAUUAACAGAAAGGGAAAGAUUCUGGUGAAUCAGCUGGAGGCGCUGACGAAGGACAGUGAGACCGUUCUGAAGAAACAGAAGGAGGACAUUGGCUACCUGUCCAGACACCUCGAUCACGUGAUUAAUUUCACCCAAUGGGCAACAGCCAGAAACAGUAGCACUGCCCUCCUGCAUUGUAAACGCUUGAUUCUGUUUCAGAUUGGGAACCUGCUGCGGGCCAAAUGCAAUACCUCGUUUGCACCGCAGAGCACUUUGCGCUUCCAGUGUCGCUCGGGGUUCUGGGCGUCCAAUGUCGACCUGGGCUCCUUAGUGGUGGAGAACCUCCCCAGCCACUCUCUGGGGGUAGGCUACCAGGGCCUCCAUCAGCAGCUCCCCCUUCCCAGACAGGGCCCCCAAGGCUCCCCCUCUGGCCCCCCCCCAGGGCCUCCACAGGCCCACCCAGCCCCCCACAGCACCUUGGCCCAGCUCCAGCUGCAAGUGGAGAAGCUGGCCCAGCAGCCUCACUGGCAGCCUCCUCCCCCACCCUGGUCCUGGUACCAGAGUCUGGGGCUCCAGAAGCCUGCUCAAGGACCCCUCCAUGUGGGCUCCCCAUCCCAGACUGGCCUCCCCAUGCCCCAACCAGGCCGGAGGUUCAUGCCUCCACCUUCCAACCACCUCAGCCCCACAGGCAGUCUGCCCAGCCCUGGGUUUGCACCCCAGGCGGUCCUGCCCCUGAAAGGAAUGACUGGCAGCUCUGGUUACCAACCCCCGGAUCCCUUCCAGCUAUCCCCUCUCCAUUCCCACAGCGCCCCCCUCCUCAGCAACAGCAGCUUCAGCUCUCCUCACUCUCAUCUACAGACAGAGUCUCUGUAUCUAAGCCAGAGGACCCAUGGUGUUGGUCCUGUACAGAUACGAAGACCCAGCUUCUCCCAAACCUUACCACCCUUCCUACCACACAGGAACGCAGAGGGACUGCAGAGUUCCCAGGGGCUGCCAGCUGUGUCCCGGGAGGAGAAACCAGGGAUUGUAUCCUGGAGGCCAGCAGAGACGCAGUCCAGCGCAGCUCAGACCUCAGCUGCCAAGAGGAGAAGAAGAUUGUCCCCUGGACCCAUCAUCGUCAUUAAAGACGAGCCAGAGGAGGACAUGAGCUAUAUGCAGGCCUACCAGAAAGCCAGCCUCCCAGACAGCACAGGGGUUCAAGCCCCUCCUCACCACACUGGAGAACACAUCCAGACUCACCCCAACCCUCCUCACCACACUGGAGAACACAUCCAGACUCACCCCAACCCUCCUCACCACACUGGAGAACACAUCCAGACUCACCCCAACCCUCCUCACCACACUGGAGAACACAUCCAGACUCACCCUAACCCUCCUCACCAUGCUGGAGAACACAUCCAGACUCACCCUAACCCUCCUCACCACACUGGAGAACACAUCCAGACUCACCCCAACCCUCCUCACCACACUGGAGAACACAUCCUAACUCACCCCAACCCUCCUCACCACACUGGAGAACACAUCCAGACUCACCCUAACCCUCCUCACCAUGCUGGAAAACACAUCCAGACUCACCCUAACCCUCCUCACCACACUGGAGAACACAUCCAGACUCACCCCAACCCUCCUCACCACACUGGAGAACACAUCCUAACUCACCCCAACCCUCCUCACCACACUGGAGAACACAUCCAGACUCACCCUAACCCUCCUCACCAUGCUGGAGAACACAUCCAGACUCACCCUAACCCUCCUCUCCACACUGGAGAACACAUCCUAACUCACCCUAACCUUCCUCACCAUGCUGGAGAACACAUCCAGACUCACCCUAACCCUUCUCUGGAUGAUCAGGCUAAGACCCCUCCACAACCUCCAAAGAUCGGAGAUGGCCCUGCCCAGCCCGACGGCCCUCAGCAGACAGCUGUGGCCCCAGACCUAGCUCCAGAAAAGGACCCUAACAGAGACCGCUGUGCUGUGUGCCAGACGGAAGGCAAGCUUUGGAGUUGUGACAAAUGUCCCAAAGUCUUCCACCUCACUUGUCACAUCCCAUCCCUUCCCACAUCUCCCAGUACGGAGUGGCUUUGCACUUUCUGCAGAGAGCCGUCACUGCCCGAGAUGGAGGACGGCCGCGUCAGACAACCAGAGCCUGUGAAGGAGGAACCCCUCUCUGAGCCCAGACUCUCCCCGGUGAACAGGACGAAAUGCGAGCGUCUGCUGCUGUGUCUGUAUUGUAGCGAGCUGAGCGCACGCUUCCAGGAGACUCCCCUGGUAAUGCCAGAAGACACAGGGGCCGUGAAAGCACAUAUGAAUCUGGCUACGGUGAAGAACAGGUUAGAAAGCCCAUCGAGCCCAGACUACCACAGCCCUGCCCAGUUUGUGUCAGACGUCAGACUCAUCUUCAGAAACCCUGCGGCCCAUCAAGAGCCUGGCUCUGAGGUGGCCACAGCUGCCAGGAAACUGGAGCGGCUGUUUGAGGAGCAGCUGAAGGUCGUCUACCCUGACCGAACCUUCCCAGAAGUGAAGACUGAGGUCACAGGUCCCGUGACCCCUCCGGUCUCUCCUCCGUCCACGCCCGGCCUCGCCCCGGCCGCUGAGCCGCUCAGCAGGUGCUCGGAGCCCCGGGGCGCAGCCUCUCCGAUAAGCACCACGAGAGAGGAGAGGGAAGCCGCAUAAAAGGCGCAAUUCAUCUCGACGAAUCGUAUCUUUCAUCACUCCCUGAUGUACUGUCACCUUUCAGUCGAGUCCUGACCCAAAAGCGGUCGAUCUCUUGAGAGGGACAGAGUAAUUGUACUUAGCUGCAGUUUUCUUUUUUUUUUUUGGGGGGGGGGGGGGAUGAAGGAACUAUUUUGCACAAGAAAUGUGAAACAGGGUAUCAAACCGUUGACUCUCCUGCAAUACAACGCAUUGUUAUGGAUGAUGCAGUUUACAGUAAUUGUGUUGUAAUACUGUGACUACCAUGACAAUUACACGGAGAUCGAGAAAAAGGAAUUCUCUCCCACUGGUUUGGUGUUGCGCCAUCCUGCCUGGCAGAAUCUGGUUCUUGUAAAGACUUUGUGAAUCUUACAUGGAACAGAAGACUGUGACAGGGUCAAGCCCUCUUAGACCAGCAAACUGAAAACAUGUUGUAGGAAUCAAACCAGCCUGAUAAAGCCUAAGACGAUGUUUUUAUUGUGAAACUGCAUGCAUGACAUCAUGAAGAUGUUAGUUCUGUGGUUUAGUUGCUCACUGUUUUUGGACUGUUCUUGGUUACUUUAUUUUUGUUGUGAAAGUGCCAUAACGUACAUCAUUUAUGUAUUUAUUUGAAGGUUUUCGUGUUUAUGUUGCACACGCACUUUAUUAUUAUUUUUAGAUCCCUUCUGUUGUAAAAACAUAUCACCUUAAUGGAACAACUUUUCAUUGUUUGCCAGUAUGUGUGACUUUAAAAUAAUUUUACUUUUGUGAGUCACACUGCUGUUUGCUGUAACCUUAAUUCUGAUGAUCAACAUUUGAUUGGAUGCUGUUCAUUCAUCUAUGAUAGGAUGGUUAGUAUGUUUUUACAGACAGUACAUCUGUUAGCGUGGGUCAUUUAUAUACCUACUUUUUUACGACCAGUACCUUGAAAACCAAAACAUUUGGUCAAAUAUAAUGUGCAUGCAAGUUAACUUGCAGUCGUUCAC
Molecule: messenger RNA, 4360 nt
Organism: Hypomesus transpacificus
Lineage: Eukaryota; Metazoa; Chordata; Actinopteri; Osmeriformes; Osmeridae
Product: transcription intermediary factor 1-alpha-like
Exons: 19
Coding region: 51-3377 (1108 amino acids)
Molecular function (GO): protein binding; zinc ion binding
Source: RefSeq, a predicted model, not a curated record